AUGUCCCACCUACGAUACUACGCGUACGACGGCGUUGGAAAGCGCAAUCUGGAGAAAUACUACUACAGCCAAGCGGUCCGCAUAGACAACCGAAUUGAGUGCGCCGGGCAAGGCAAUUACACCCCUCCCCCAACGAUGGAAGAGCAGAUCGAGAAGACGUUCGAGAAUGUCGAGCUGAACCUCAAAGACGCUGGCGGCGCAGGAUGGAGCCAAGUGUACAAGAUACGCUCCUACCAUAUCGAACUAUCGCCCGAGGCGAUAGGCGCUACCAUCGCGGCCAUUCGGAGAUGGUGUCCCCACCAUGCGCCGGUGUGGACGUGCGUGGGCGUCACGGCCCUCGGGGAGGAAGGGAUAUUGGUGGAGAUUGAGGUUGAGGCGCAGGUUCCGAGGGAGGCCUAG
This is a messenger RNA of Tuber melanosporum (Perigord truffle), 399 nucleotides long. RefSeq lists its product as uncharacterized. The record is from RefSeq and is a predicted model, not a curated record. The coding region runs from base 1 to 399 and encodes 132 amino acids. NCBI's taxonomy places the organism in Eukaryota, Fungi, Ascomycota, Pezizomycetes, Pezizales, Tuberaceae. The transcript has 2 exons.